Molecule: messenger RNA, 4079 nt
Organism: Gavialis gangeticus (Gharial)
Lineage: Eukaryota; Metazoa; Chordata; Crocodylia; Gavialidae
Gene: CRACDL
Product: KIAA1211 like
Exons: 11
Coding region: 216-3149 (977 amino acids)
Source: RefSeq, a predicted model, not a curated record
ACUUCCUGAAUAGCAUGUGUGUGCACUGGGAAAGAUGUAGCUAGAGACCUGGAAAAAGAAUGUGGCAAGGACUGAGGCAUAGAUGGGAAGAUGCCCACUUUUCCUGAGGAGUUACAUUUUUGUCAGACUGCUGCUGCAUCUGCUGUAUCACUCACUCUCGUUACUGCCAACUGUUGCUAGGAUGAGUGAGAAGGACUGGCCCUGGGACUGGAAACAUGACUACUUUUUACCAGUGCAUCAGAGGGAACUCCAGUAACUGUAACAUGAGUUCCACAAGGAUAAUGGACUCCAAACUGCGAGAGGCUGAAGGAUUUGGUGAAGACAAUUCAGGAAAGAAAAAGUCAAAGUUCAAAUCUUUCAAAAAGUUCUUUGGUAAAAGGAAAAGGAAAGAGACCUUACCAUCUAUGGGGACCAGCCAUUUGAAACCAUGCCAGUCAACCAGUGAUGUCAUGGCCUCAGAGUCUGCACACACAGGCUAUGAUUCUGAAGAUGAACUUGAGAACCACAAAGGUGUCAUGGGAAGCAGAGCUUUGUCACAUGACAGCAUUUUCAUUCCUGAGGCUGCGCAAGAACCAUGUAGGCCAGUACGAGUGUUUUCUCAGGAAAACAUUUCAGAUCGGAUUAGAACUUUACAGUUGAAACUCCAGCAUAAUUUGAAACUGGGUCCUCCUCCUCCAUUGGGAAUUCUUGUGAAGCGGGUGGAUGAUGCUGGAGCCAGUUCAGAAGAUGAUGGAUUACCUAGAAGUCCUCCAGAAAUGUCUUUGAUACAUGAAAUACUUGGUUCCAACACAACAACAAGGUUCUCUGACUCUCACAACCAUCUUAGCUCUUUGAGUUUAGCUGGACCAGGCAGUGAAGAAGAAGAACAGGUCACAUCAGGUCCUUCUUCUAGACCUCGAUCAACAGAAGGUCAACUAUUCCCUAAGCAUGAGAGUGCUAAAACUAGAUCUCCCAGAACAUCUGACAGCAGCAUUUCGCCUGCAGCUGAUUUUGACACUCCGCCCAAGUACUUCACUUGCUUGGAUAAUUCAGCUGCUAAACACAAGCUUUUAAUAAAACCACGGAACCAGAGAUCUAGUAGAAUGGGAAGAUUUUCUUCGACCCAGUCUGAAUCUCUGAAUGACUUGAGCUGUACUCCAGAAGAGGAGGAGCAUGAUGGAAGAGAGAUAUUGAUAGACUUGACAGAUGAAAUCCUCAAUACCAGUCAUCAGGAUCUGUCAGGCAGCACAGCUGUAACAUGUGACAUGCCUUCUUUGCAAAGAGCUGAAAUACCUGCAGACUUUUCCUAUUGCUUAAGACAGACAGAUGAAAGGACUUCCUCACUGCAAUUCACUUCUGAGUCUGCCAUCAGAGAAAAAGCCUUAUUACCUGAGAAUAAUCCUGAGAUUUGCCAAACUACACAGGAAUUAACAUACCUUGCAUCAGAUUAUCCAUCUGCUUUAGAACCUAAAGAAAAUUCAAUUACAUGGAGUGGGAUACAGAAUAGAGAAACGCAAAGGGAAAGAAAAUGCUCAGAAACACUGAAUAUUUCCAUGGGGAAUGUCUAUGAAGUGUCAAAUGAUAUUUUGAAUCAAGAAAAUAAACAGCUUCCAAAUGUGCCUCUAAUUAAUAAGAUGCUGUCUGAAGGGGAUGCUCCAACCCAUCAGGAUAUUUCUUCUUGUUUGGAAGGGUCAAAAGACAAAGGGCAGAAGGCUAAGAUAUCCAUGGAAACAUUCUGUAAUAUGGAGGAAAAGAGAGAAUCUGCUGUAUUCCCUGGGUCCUGCAAGCAGCUACUUGAAGGUCUUUCUCAGCAUGUCUCACAGCCUGCUUUAUCACAGGCAGGGGCUUGUGCUACCUGGUCUCUGGAAAAGAAGUUCAUUCAAGAGCCAGUCAUAUCUAAUGAAGAAAAUAGUCAGUCACUAAUACAAAGGGAGACAAUUUUGGAGAGAAAGAGGGAGAAAGCAGCCACCGGACCCAGUGCUUUGAGAAAAUUUUCAGUGUCAUCAGCAUGGGAAAGGCCAAGGACUAGCAGCUUUCACUUGAAAGAGGGUUCAGAGUAUGGAAGUUUAUUGAACUCCAGAUUAUCUCUGCCCAAACCAAACCUCUUACAAAAUGAGAAGUCAAAAGAGGAAGUGCAGAUGGGAUCAGAUCUGCAGGAGGGAAAAAGUAGAAAUAAAAUGUGGGCAUUGUUGCCAGAGUCUGACUGUGAGAUCACUGGCCAUGCUAUGGAUAAAAUGGUGUCUGGCUGUAUUUCUCAGGUGGCUGAUGAGAUUUCCAUGCCAGGUGAUUUUUCUGUGGUAUCCCAGCAUCAGUCAAGCUGUGAAGAUAAGAAUCCUUUUCAAGUAAAACUUAGGUCCACCUCACUAUCCUUGAAAUAUGGAGACAGCUCUUCUUCAGAAGCAAAAGGGAUUAAAAGAUACAGUGCAGAGUUUAAUGUGGACAAAGAAGGGUUGGCUUCAUUUUUAAAAGGUGAAAAGGCACAGAUAAAAGCGACAGCUGAUGUAAAUAUCAGUGUCUCUUUAAAUGCCAAUCAAAUGCCUAAAGCAAAAUCUCCUGAACAGCUUAACACAAAACCUCCAUUGCCUAAGAAGCCUGUUUUGCAAAAUAUAACAAAUUCAAACAAGGAAAAACAGGAAAAUGGCAUUAAAUCUUGUGAAUCCAGAAAUGACGAUAGAGACUUGGAGAAAAAAUUGAGUCCUCCUCAAGUGCCUGAGAAAAGUGAGCCUUCUUUAGUGAUGACAGCAGACUCUGGAAGAAGAAUAGACAGUGAGUCAAAGCCAGCCUGGAUUACAAUAGCAAGACAGAAGCAGAGGGGUAUGCAGCAGGAACAAGAGCUUAAUACAGAAGAGAAACUUGUGGUUCAAGAUAUGAAAUCAGAAACAGAAAAAGCAAACCAGGAAAAGGAAAGAACAGAGGGGUCAGCGAAGCAACAAACAGAUUCCAUCAGGAACAAAUUUUCAGAUUCAGUCACUCCUGAAGAACAGAGGAAAGAAACAAAGUCUGAUGUGAAAGAACCACUGCCAAGAGCCAGCUUGCUGUCGCAUCAUGUCUCUGAAGAAAUAAGCCAGUGUAAGAAGGCCAGUCAUUCUGCUCCAGAUCAGCCAUCCUGGAUGGAACUUGCCAAAAAGAAAUCUCAAGCUUGGAAUGAUAUGCCACGGAUUAUAAAAUAAGAUUUUGCACCUUGAACCAAUAGCAUCUGCUUCUUUGGAUAAUGUUGUAGUCAUCUUUUUUAAUGGCUUUAGACCAGGUAUUUGCAAUGAAAAUCUGUGGAACUUGAGAAGGGCUUUAUUAUAAAGCUGUGGAGAAAGAGUGCAAUAAGUGCAAUCAAAAAGCUUACCUUAAACCUCUUGUAGCAAUCAGGAUGGUACUAGAAAUGGUUUAAGCCACUUUAAGGGCAUUGUUUUUCAAAUUUUUCUGCAAGAUAUAACUUUCUGCCUUACAUGGUACGUGUAUUUUCCCCUCUCUAAUGAUAUUUGCAUAAAACCAAGGUCUUUGUUAAGCCACGUGGAACUUCUGGAUGCAAACGUGUUUGUUACACUUCCUUAAUUUUAUGUUUGUCAGUUGUCCACUAACAUUUUGAUUUUCUGAAUUUGUCUGGUAUAUCUUUUAACUCAGGUGUUUGGGCCAAGGGGGUACUCAUGAAUUUUAUUUUAGUGAAUAAGCUAUCAAACAUUCACUAUGCAGAAUUUGCUCUUUGGGCUACAUGAUUGGUUAGCCAAGGUGCUUAGUAUGGUUUAUAAUAUGGUAAUUUGUGCAUGAGUAAACUUGUUUGAGGAAUUUUCACUCAUUUUCAUGCACAGAUAUUUGUGUGAACAAAACUCACUGCAGAAAUGGUCACAGAAAAGUGAGUAAUCGGGAAACAAAUUCAGAUUUGAAUCAGAAUUGGGAUUCCAAAAAUAUAUUUAUGAAUAUUUUUUUCCUAGAAUUCACCCAGCUGCUGCUAUUCUUUCUUUAUGAGAAAAAUGGCUUGUGGUAUGAUAAUUACUGCUUAUGGUUAUGUUUAUGAUACCAAGGAUAAAGAUUAUGAAUGUAGUUAAAGAAUAUUAAGCACAACCACAUGGUUGGAGCUUCACCUCAGUGGUUAAAAAAGCAGGAACUGG